Messenger RNA from Wyeomyia smithii (pitcher-plant mosquito), 2777 nucleotides. Its product is annotated as dynein axonemal heavy chain 5-like. Lineage: Eukaryota; Metazoa; Arthropoda; Insecta; Diptera; Culicidae. The record is from RefSeq and is a predicted model, not a curated record. The transcript is spliced from 6 exons. Gene Ontology annotation, molecular function: minus-end-directed microtubule motor activity; dynein light intermediate chain binding; dynein intermediate chain binding. Gene Ontology annotation, biological process: microtubule-based movement. Gene Ontology annotation, cellular component: dynein complex. Bases 395 to 2758 code for a protein of 787 amino acids.
UUCGUAUCACUUGAGCUGAGCGGACGAACUUUGUCGGAGCUGCCAGUAGUGACUAAUUACCAAUUUCAAAAUUGAGAUCAAUCAAGAGCCGUCCGCUGCCGAUGGUGGCGAGGCUCAACCGGAGGAAGCUGCUUCAAACGAUACGAUUGCCGUCGAAGAGGCUGUAGGACAACCCGAAGGUGACAGUGACAAGCCUGAUGAUCAUGAACACGCUCACGAUCACGAUCAUGAUCACGACCACAGUCACGAGGAUGAUCAUGAGCAUGAUCAUGACCAUGAACAAGAGCAUGCUCAUGAAACAGAGGAAGAGGAGGAACAGGAGGAGGAAAUAUCCGAAGAGGAUCUACUCCAGCGUCGGCGGGAAGAAUGUGAGCGAAAGGCUCGCCGUGGGGAAAUGGACCCCCGACUGGAGUUUACCUUUCAGCUGCUAAUGGAUGCCACCGGGUUGCCGCGCCAUCAGAUUAUGGAUCACAUUUUCGAGGGAAAUAUGCUGGAUGAGAUCAAUCAGCUCUUUCUACCGAAUAUGAGAAACAAACUGAUGUGGUUCUAUCAGGAGGUAGACGAAGUGGACAUGCCGGUCGAGCGAGACAUCAACAAGCCGGGACCGUCCCGAGCGGGGGCUUCCAGCAGUUCCAAAACCCCGCAGAGUGCAUCUGGUGGUGCCGCGCAAAGACCGCACAAAUUAUUCAUCACAGACGGGUGGAGCUGUGCAUUCACCGGGAUUUGCAUCUACAUGUUCCGCAUCAACAUCCAGAAGCAGUUGCCUGAAGAAGGUUUUCACAAGGAUUUAUAUUGUGGCUACAUCGAUGCGAAUCGCGUCGGUCUGGUAACAUCGAUCGAACGCAUCGUCGAGUAUGUUUUCAUGCAAGCUCUGGCGUAUCCCAACAUCGAAUCCGAAGAUGAGGAGAUGAGUUGUAAUCUGGUGAAAUCGCAGCUGUUACCCGGAUUGCGCUCAUUCUGCAGUGCCCUGCGCGUUUGUGAGCAGGUCUGCAAUCAUUUUAACGUGUUUGAUGAUGGGAAAACAAUCGUCUGCCGGGUCGACACCCUGGCGGAGGUGCGUGAGAUGUCCAAGAGUGCGUCGACGUGUGCCGAGCUGGAGGAGCGUGUCAAUAACUGGAUCAAGGGAAUUGCAAAGAUUUUGAUGGAAAGUGAGCAGCUUAGGAGGGAGAACGAUUCCAGCGGUCCCCAGGACGAGUUGGAAUAUUGGAAGCGCCGCGGGGCGCAGUUCUCCCAGCUGUUAUCACAUCUACAGGAACGUGAGGUUCAGUGGACGUUGUACUGUCUAACACAGUCUGGCUCAAAGGUGUUGAAGCAAUGGAAAGAGACCGACAAAAAAAUUACAUUCUGCUACAACGAAGCACGCGAUAACUCCAAAUUCAUCCAAGCCAUGGAGGCUUGUUGCCAUUCGCUUUAUCUGGACGAUCCCGUCAACAUGAAGGAGUCGAUCGUGAGCCUCCUGCAAACCGUUAGAUUGAUCUAUAGUGUGUCACAAUUCUACAACACUUCUGAGCGCACGUCUACACUGAUGGUGAAGAUCACCAAUCAGAUGAUUGAAACUUGCAAAUCUUACAUCACCUGUAGGGGAAAGGAAACCAUUUGGACUCAGGAUCGGGAUCUAGUACGCACCAAACUCACCAAUUGUUUGAAGUUAAAUCACAUCUAUAGAGAAACUUAUCACGCUGUGAAAUCACAACCUUUCCUUCCCGAUCAGAUUCCGUUUGCUUUCUCGGAAAAUUAUGUAUUUGGAAAAUUUGAUACAUUUUGUGACCGUUUGUCCAAGAUUAUAGCUAUGUUUAAUCUUAUCGAUGAUUAUAACCACUUGUUUGAAAGACGUUUGGAAGGUCUUCUGCUUGGAGAAGCCCUUGAAGAUGCAAUGAACACCUUUGAUGAAGCACGUGUAGAGAUUAUAAUGAAAAAGUAUGAUUACUUAGACCAACGUAACUUAGAUUUCAACAAUGAUUUUCAAAUAUUCAUGCAAAAGACCGAUACGCUGAAAGAGACGAUCGCUUCAAUGAUUGAGCACAAUUUUGACAGUGUGUGGGAAACUCCACAGGGUAUUCGCUUCCUUGUUAGAUUCGAGAAAGUUAGCGAAAAGAUUCCCCUCAGUACCAUGGACGAAAAGUAUCAACGGGUGUCUAAGUACUGCGAAAAAGAAAUCGAUCGUAUCUUGAAACUUUUCCGAAAGCAGCGCGACGAUCCGCCGCUUCCACGUAACUUUCCCCCGAUCGCCGGACGUAUCAAAUGGUGUCGUUCGUUGGAGUACCACCUGAAUGAGCUGGUAACCACCGUUACAACACAUUCGGUGUUGGCGCAACUUCCGUCGACCAAGGACAUCGAAAAUCGCUACAGCUCAGCCAAGAUCAUUCUAGCGGAGUAUGAGCAGGAAAUGACCCAAAUUUGGCUCAGUCAGGACGUUAGCGUGGCGGACGCCUGCCUUGUGCAGCCAAUUUUGGCGUUGCAGGGUGACAGACUCGUUGUCAAUUUGCACCCCACCAUUCCGCUGCUUAUUCGCGAGAGCAAAUGUAUGGCCAAGAUGAAGAUCGACAUGCCAAUCGUAGCCGCGACGCUGCUCUGCAAGCAGAAUCACUUCAACACUAUUCAGGACUCGCUGAACAGUUUAAUUAAGAUGUUCUUGAACACGAUUAAAAAGGUAAAACUAGAAGUUCGACCUCUGCUGUUGCCACAGCUGGUGCGCUUAACGGCCAUGAUGAAACCAGGAUUGAAGUCGAUAAAUGUAAGUUUCUUGAGGCUCCAAUGAGAUAAUGCUUGGUGAAUAU